Molecule: messenger RNA, 4967 nt
Organism: Mustela erminea (ermine)
Lineage: Eukaryota; Metazoa; Chordata; Mammalia; Carnivora; Mustelidae
Gene: WFIKKN1
Product: WAP, follistatin/kazal, immunoglobulin, kunitz and netrin domain containing 1
Exons: 2
Coding region: 2830-4485 (551 amino acids)
Biological process (GO): negative regulation of transforming growth factor beta receptor signaling pathway
Cellular component (GO): extracellular region
Molecular function (GO): serine-type endopeptidase inhibitor activity; receptor antagonist activity; transforming growth factor beta binding
Source: RefSeq, a predicted model, not a curated record
GGCACGGCCCGGCAUGGCUGGUGGCGGCUCAGGCCCCAGCGGUUGGCUGGGUGUGGCAGCAGCUUCCUGGGCUCCCACCGGCCCCCCUAAACACCGUCCUGUGCGUUGUGGACGGACUCAGGGCGGGGUGAGGGCUUGGUUUCUCAGUGGGACUGUUGGUAUUUCUCAGAGGAGGUGGGUGGGGCUCUGCACCCCCCCUUCCUGUGACACUCCUGUCCCUUGGAGAAGAAGACGCAGAAGACAGUGGGGCUGCAGGGUGCUGUGCUCGUGUACGCCAGCCCUCCUGCUCAUUCCCCGGGCACCCGGACUCUGCUCCCGCCAGCUGCCCUCGGCCAGCCUUGGGUGUGAGCCCACAGCUGCUUCUCGCCUGGCGUCGCCCGUCACUAAAACCUGUCUGACACAUCUCUUCGUGACGCUGCCGGGACUGAUCCCGCAGUGGACCCCGAGCUGCUCCUGGAGACCCCACCAGCCAGCCCCGAGCAGGAGGCCUGGCUCCCUCCUGCCGCCCCCUUGGCGACAUAGCCCCCGGUCACACUGGUGCUCAGCUCUACCUCGUCCUCACGGCCCAGCCCUGGGCUCUGGGACUCUUCUGUGCUGCGUGUCCAGGAGGCAGGAUGUGGGCCGCAGCCUGUGCGCUGGGGAUCCCCAAUGAGGCCUGGCUUUAGCAGGGUCAGGCAGGGGAGGCCACACCUAUUCUGUCUCACCUGUGUGGGGGGCACCCCUUUCUUUGGACUUUGAACCCAGUCACACAGACUUUGUUUUGAGGACGUGGACAGUCCUUUGUUCACUUUAUCAACACUACCCUUCGCUGCUGUCUGACACACCAUUCUUGGGCUCGUUUUGGACGGUUUUCCUUUCUUUGUACAGUAAACGUAAUUCAGCUCGGCCUGCAGGUUGCGUUUCCUGUCCAUGAGAGCCCCUGGAUUUAACUGGCCAAGUGGCAGGUGGAGGUGACGUGGGGACCCCUGCCUCCAGGGCCCGGCCUCACCAGCUGCUCCCAGUCUGGGCUGUGUGGGCGAGCCCGGGCGGCAUAGUUCUUGGGGAGCCAGACAGGCAGCCCUCUGCACACUGGAGAGGGCACCUGGGACGCCCCGAGCCCCCCAACCCCAGAUUGUGGAGGCGGGGCCUGACUGCCAAGUUGGCUCUGCUGCCAGAGGGUGGUGGGCACCGAGGACUUGGGGGGUUGCCGCCUGCCGAGACUCAGCACAGCCUCCUGGACCCAGACCUGGGCCUGAGGUGGGAAAGCCGCCCGCUGACAGGGUGUGUGAGGCUCAGUCCUUGGGGUGUGGUGGGUGCUGAAGAUUGGGGAACCCUUCUGAACGAGCCUCUCCACCCCCAUGCCCCGCCCACACUCUGGGGCCCAGGCCUCUGGGCAGCUCCGAGGGACUGUCCUGGAUCUGGAACCCACCGCGCCCACGGCCCCUUGGUAUGCGUCCUCUGUAUCCGGGACAUCUCUUGGUCCCACUCUGACCACACUCAGCUUUUACUACCCUGCUUCCCAGGUCAGAAGGUCAGAUGCAGGACCCUGGGACGGGCUGGUCUCAGAGCAGAUGCUCCUCCGGCCCCAGGCCCCUGGGAAGUGUGUGGAAGGGCAGAUCAUGGGGCUCUGUCCUGCCGCUGCCUUAGAUCUCCUGCCUGCCCUGCCAAGGGGGGCUUCCAUUCCCACCCCCGCUCAAGGAGGGCUCCUCCCAGGGCUUGCCCAGGGUACUGUUUAGAUGACCUUGGCCUCUCAGCGCUGUGUGUGGGGCUUCAGCUACCGAAAUUAAGUCGGGCCGAGUAAACACACAGGUCCUUGGUCCCACCAGCCCCAUCUCCGGUGUUUGGGGCCUGUGUGACGGGUGGCUGUCCCGGCCAGUGCGGUUUCCUCCCUGCGGAGCACCCUGGGACUUCACAUCUUUGGGACACGCCUGGACCAGGAGCCAUGCUGGGUGCCGCUCUGGAAAUGCAGUCCUGCCUUGUGUCGGCCUCCCCUAACCCUCAGUUCCCCCAUCAGCUGCGGGUUACCGGAGGCCUUCCCACUAGCAGAAAGGGUUUCAUUGUGACCCCAAGACCUGUUGGUAGGUCGUAACCCUGCGAAGGAUCCCGGAGAAGGUUGUGAGAUUUUUUUUCUCGAGGGGAACAAUGCCUGCUCCUUGCAGGGCCGACACAGACCCCCUGGGCCUCUGUCUUGCUGGACAUAAUGAAUCUCGGGCUGGUCUGGACCUGCUUUGGGGGAGAUCCAGGCCCUGGGACAGCUGGGGCAGAUAGGGGAGCCAGCAGGGGUUAGCCGGCCCCAGCCCCCUCCUCUGACCUGGACUGGGAAGGUCUGAGAGGAGCUUUGAUCCCCCGGCCCUUCCAUCCCCAGCCCAGGGCCUAGAGGGAGGAGGGGCUCCAAUUACAGAGUCCCCUCCCCUCCCUUCCCCUCCCCUCCCCCGCUGAGCCGGCCCUUCUCUGGCCCUUCUCCGCCCCUCCGUGACCCUCAUGGCCAGUGUCUUCCGUGCUCCCGGGCCUCGGCCCCUCCCCAGCCCUCCUCCCCUCCCCACACCCUGCCCUGUGCUGACCACAGAGGGGCCAGGCAGGGGAGGGGCCGGCGCCACACAUACAGACUCCGAGCUGGGAGAGGCCCUGAACCUACCCAGCCCCUACCCAACCCCUCACACUGGGAGACGAAGCCUCUGCUGUGGGCUCGGACCCUGGAGGCCAAGGGGGGAACCCUGGGGACCAGGCGGGGGCCCCAGGGCAGGGCAGUGACCACAGGCCCAGAGAGGUAGAUGCCUUCAUCAGGGAGGCUAGGCAGCAACUGAGGAGGGACUGGUGGUCACAUCCCCCACCCCCUGGCCCGCGGUCCCCAUGCUGGCGCCGAGGCCACUCCUACUGCUGCUCCUCGUGGUCAGGCUGACCCUGGGGGCCAGCCUGCCACCGGGCCCCCGAAGCCAUCCAGGCGUGUGCCCCAACCAGCUCAACCCCAGCCUGUGGGUGGACGCCCAGAGCACCUGCGAGCGUGAGUGCGUCGGGGACCAGGACUGUGCGGCCCACGAGAAGUGCUGCGCCAAUGUGUGCGGGCUGCAGAGCUGCGUGGCCGCGCGCUUCCCCGCCGCCGGCCAGGCCGCACCCCCGCCACCCGCCUCGUGCGAGGGCUUCCCCUGCCCUCAGCAGGGCUCCGCCUGCCACCUAUGGGAUGGGCAGCCGGCGUGCCGCUGCCGCGACCGCUGCGAGAGGGAGCCCAGCUUCACCUGCGCCUCGGACGGCCUCACCUACUACAACCGCUGCUACAUGGACGCCGAGGCCUGCCGGCGCGGGCUGCGGCUGCAUGUGGUGCCCUGCAAGCGCAUACGCGGCUGGCCACCCGCCAGCCCAGGGCCGCCGGACCCCACGGCCCGCCCCACGCCGGGCCACGCGCCCAUGCCGCCUGCGCUCUAUAGCAGCCCUCUGCCGCAGGCCGUGUUCGUGGGCGGCACCGCCAGCCUGCACUGCGAUGUCAGCGGCCGCCCGCCGCCCGCUGUGACCUGGGAGAAGCAGAGCGACCAGCGGGAGACCCUGAUCAUGCGGCCGGACCAGAUGUACGGCAACGUGGUGGUCACCAGCAUCGGGCAGCUGGUGCUUUACAACGCGCGGCCGGAGGACGCGGGCCUCUACACGUGCACCGCCCGCAACGCCGCCGGCCUGUUGCGCGCUGACUUCCCGCUGUCCGUGCUCCAGCGGGGCUCGGUUGGGGAUGGGGACAGGGCGCGUGCCCCCGCCGGCCCCGCCGAGUGCCUGCCUGACCUGCAGGCCUGCGGCAGCGCGCCCUCUGGCCUCGUGCUCUGGCACUUCGACCCCCAGCGUGGGGGCUGCAUGACCUUCCCCGCCUGCAGCUGCGAGGGCAGCAGCCGGGGCUUCGAGAGCUACGAGGCGUGCCAGCGGGCCUGCGCCAAGGGCCCUGGUGAUGCAUGCAUGCUGCCAGCCGUGCAGGGGCGCUGCCAGGGCUGGGAGCCGCGCUGGGCCUACAGCCCGCUGCUGCAGCAGUGCCACCCAUUCCUGUACGGCGGCUGUGAGGGCAACGGCAACAACUUCGAGAGCCGCGCCAGCUGCGAGGACGCCUGCCCCGUGCCACGAACGCCGCCCUGCCGGGCCUGCCGCCUGCGGAGCAAGCUGGCGCUGAGCCUGUGCCGCAGCGACUUUGCCAUCGUGGGGCGGCUCACCGAGCUGCUGCAGGAACCCGAGGCGGGGGGCGGCAGCAUCGCCCGCGUCGCCCUGGACGAGGUACUCAAGGAUGACAAGAUGGGCCUCCGGUUCCUGGGCACCAGGUACCUGGAGGUGACGCUGAGUGGCAUGGACUGGGCCUGCCCCUGCCCCAACGUGACGGCUGGCGAUGGCCCGCUGGUCAUCAUGGGGGAGGUGCGAGACGGCGUGGCCGUGCUGGACGCCGGCAGCUAUGUCCGGGCUGCAAGCGAGAAGCGGGUCAAGAAGAUCUCGGAGCUGCUGGAGAAGAAUGCCUGCGAGCUGCUGAACCGCUUCCAGGACUGACCCCACCCAUGCUGCCCCCCCCCCCCCCCCGUCUGCCCACCCUGCCUUCCUGCCCCAUGGAAUAAAAGCCAGCGUUUCCCCAGAGCUUGUGGACUACAUGGGCUGGACCUCCUCAGGGGACCCUUAGCUGGUAUCCCUCUUUGCAGCCUCCCAUUUCCCUGCAGGAGCACGAGCCAUGACCAGCCUGAGACGGGCACCCUCUCCUGUUGUGGGGAAACUCAGCAGCCAGCUCAACCCACGGGGCCCGAGUUCUCCCUCCCUUCCCUGUGCCCUCAGCAGAGCAGCACAGUCCAGGAGGCCCCCAAGCCUUGACUCCACAGGCCAGACCCUUCUGUCACUAGUGCAGACCCCUUGAAGACACCGCCCGCCCACUGAGCACCACCAGGAGUGGUCCCAGGAGGCAUGGGUGAGACCAGCAGUGAGCAGCAGAAAACACUUUAUUCCCAGGUUCUAAGCAGCCCUGUGGCCAUCAGCCAAGAGCU